UCGUACGUAAGUCCGUUUUGCAGAAGAAGAGAAUGACGACAAUAUCAGAUCUUCCAUGUGAUUUGGUAGGGGAAAUACUGUCUAGAGUUCCAUUGACAUCUCUGGGAGCAACACGAUCUACUUGCAAAAAGUGGGAAGCUUUAUCUAAAAAUCGGAUUUUUGGUAAAAAAGCAACAGAGAAGCAGUCUCUGGGGUUUAUGAUGAAGGAUUCAAGGGUUUGUUCUUUGAAAUUCGAUCUCCAAGGAAUCCGAAACUACGGGGACUUGGUUGAUCUAUCUAUAAAUCAAGUAAGCAUACUUAACCAAGUCGAGGUACAUAGAGUCUUUCACUAUGACGGUUUAUUGCUGUGCGUCCUCAAGGACAGGUCGAGGCUCUUGGUAUGGAAUCCUUAUUUGGGUCAAACCAGGUGGAUCCAACCCAGGCAAAACUUCGACGUCUUGGACAGGUAUGCUAUCGGUUCUUGGGUACGAAAUCUACGAUUUUAGCUCUAAUUCAUGGAGGGUCGUUGGUGUCGAACCACCCGAGUGGUUUAUAUGGUCUCAUCAACGCGGUGUGUCUUUGAAAGGGAAUGCUUUUUUUGCUGCUAAAAGGGAAACAACAACAGUGGUUGGUGGUGGAGGAAAAAAGAUUAUUGAACAAGAUAUCUUACUCUGUUUUGAUUUCACAACAGAGAGAUUUGGACCGAGUCUGUAUCUUCCGUUUUGCUCUAACGAUGAUGCAAAAGACAAUGUUACUUUAUCUUGUCUCAGAGAUGAGCAGCUCGCCGUGUUACACCAACACAUGAAUAGAUGUCAGAUCAUGGAGAUUUGGGUUACGACUAAGAUUGAUCCCGAUGUGUCAUGGAACAAGUUUAUGAGAGAGCUCGCUGGUUAUCCGGUUGACACUGAAGGUGGGAGUUUCUUCAUUGACGAGGAGAAGAAUGUUGCUGUUGUUUUCGACCUAGACCAUCUUCAGGCUUUAGCUCACAUGUUUGGACCAAGGAGGUACUUCAGAUCUGUUAAAAUCGGAAAAGCCCUUAAUAUCGGAAAACUUGACGAGUUAGGAUAUUUUCAUGCCAAGUAUCGUCUCCCUCUUGUGUGCUCUUCUUAUGUUCCAAGUUUAGUGCAACUGCAAAUCAACCAACCGGGUUGCAAAAAAAGAAAAACAGAAAGAGUUUAUAAACCCAAAAGCAAAAUGAAAGAAGAACAAAGGGAAAAAAAUGGUGGGAUAGAGGUUUACUAGUUAGUUCCAUCCCUUGUUUUAUUUGGUUUUAUUUGCAAUAUAACAUUACUUAUUUGUUUCUUGCAUCUCUCCGGUUUUUAAUUUAUUCAUGUCCCCUA
Camelina sativa (false flax) is the source of this 1319-nucleotide messenger RNA. NCBI's taxonomy places the organism in Eukaryota, Viridiplantae, Streptophyta, Magnoliopsida, Brassicales, Brassicaceae. The record is from RefSeq and is a predicted model, not a curated record.